AUGGAGGACAUGAGCCCGGCCAAGAAACGGAAACUGGACACGCAAGGGGACGGAGAUGAUGAUGAGGGGGGGAUACAAAACGACACGAGGAGACUUGCGUGCCCGUUCUUCAAACGAAAGCCAACGAAUACCCGACCAUCUUGCGUCUACCCUGGAUUCAAGAAUAUAGCCAGACUCAAGGAGCAUCUCUAUCGUCAGCACAUGUUACCUCCGAAUUUGUGUGCGCGGUGCCAAGAGACGUUCGAGUCAGAAGCACAACUCCGGGACCACACACGCAUUCUCGUGCCGUGCCCACUCAGCCCAGACAAACAUGGCGAAGGCAUCACGCUGGAGCAGGAGAAAGCCCUCAAAAGCAAGAAGCGGACGACCAAGUCCGGCAUCAACACGGACGAAGAGAAAUGGAAGGAUGUAUACACAAUCUUGUUUCCAAACGAAACUCCACCUUCUGCCUUCUCAGGUAGCCCGCGAUACGAACAGAGCCUGAAACAAGAGCUACCUGAUCUCGUCAAGGCCGAAAUAGAGGAGGUUGAAGACCUCGCGAAUCACGGCAGAUUGAUUCACGAUAUAGUUUGGAAUUGUCUCGAGACAAUCUUCUCGAGAUGGCACCAGAAUACCGAUGAGGUGCAUCCUGUUGUGACACCUACCACCAUUGAGACAUCGCCAUCUGUUGAAGAGGAGCCAGCUGAUGGUGCAGACGACGCGCCUACAACACCGAAGGCGGUCGAUGCUCCUGCGCUUGGCCCAGCCUCACCGCAGUCUGCUAUGUUCACGGUCGAGAGAAGCGGGGUUGGUACCGUUGGCAGCACCGCGUCUCAGCCGGGCGCACGAGCAACAGAAGAUGCCGGUCAUUCAUGA
Messenger RNA from Diplodia corticola, 855 nucleotides. Its product is annotated as zinc finger c2h2-type protein. The transcript has 2 exons. The record is from RefSeq and is a predicted model, not a curated record. Lineage: Eukaryota; Fungi; Ascomycota; Dothideomycetes; Botryosphaeriales; Botryosphaeriaceae. Bases 1 to 855 code for a protein of 284 amino acids.